Molecule: messenger RNA, 10362 nt
Organism: Archocentrus centrarchus (flier cichlid)
Lineage: Eukaryota; Metazoa; Chordata; Actinopteri; Cichliformes; Cichlidae
Exons: 8
Coding region: 8939-10345 (468 amino acids)
Source: RefSeq, a predicted model, not a curated record
CAUAGUGUUACCUGUUCAGUAAACUUGUCCUGGUAGGAGAUCAUGAAAGUAACUGCUUUAUUUGUUGUUUUUAUUGAGAAAUUUGAGAUUGUGCCGGUGGAGUUAGCUUAUAGCACAUUAGCUACCGCCAUAUUAGUUAACAUAGAUGGAAGCUCUGAGAUUAAAAGUUCAAAAAGUCCCUCAGGGGAUUUAUUUCACUGGGGCAGUUUAGGUGGUGGGUGUCUCGGUAGUUUAUAUCAUACUGGGCCAAGAACAUGAAUGAUUUUUAUUGACCCUUUCCAGGACUGACUGCAGGAAAACCUGCGCAGGUAGACUCAACCAGUCUGAAAAGUGCUUACCUCCGAGCCCAUUAUUGAGGAGACGUGCACCUGACAGCUGAGAGCAGGGGGAAUCACCGCUGAAAUCUCAAUUGAUAAAGAACUCAGAGUGGAGAGCGGGUGAGACCAACUUGAUUUUCUGACUGUACUAUAAUUUUAAGGACAAAUAAUUUAAUGAAAAUUUGAAAUUGUUCUGUGUUUGGUAAGAGGGUCCGCCAUUCAGAGAAAAGUUCUGUACACACAGUUGAUCUGGGAUCAACACUGUUGACUUGGGCUGAUCGCCACCAGCAGACGCAAAUUGACAUAGUUGAUUUGGGCUGAUUGCUGUGGGCACACACAAACUAAGGCUGGUUUGCGCUGAUUGCCAGGCAGACGCAGGUUAACAGCAUUGUGGGUUACGUAAGUGACGACUUACUGGGGCCGAACCACAAAUAGGCAUUGGAUGUCUUUGAAAAUCUAGAGCAGGGGUAUUCAAUUAAAACUCACUGAGGUCCAGAGCUAAAAUUUCCUCCUAGUAAAAGGUCCGAACAAAAGUCCAACUUUUGCAUUAUGGUCUUGUUCACCUGUAUGUUUACAUUUUCACUGUUAAGAAAUGGCACUUAGGUAUACAACUGGCUAUUUUACAAUAUUUAAAAAUAGUCCCAGGCAAAUAAUUUUAAAACCUUUAUUUCAGAAAACAGAAACCUCAAAAUUAAAAGUGCAAACAGAGCCUAAUAAAAUUUUUUUGCUUAAAAUGAAUAAGUCCAAGCCUAGAGAAUUGAAGGCUUACACUUCAAGUAAAAAAUUAACAAAAAAGUUAACUUUAGAAAACAGAAAACAAUAAUUAAAAAGUGGCAAGCAACCUUUUUCCUCUUUUUUUUUUUCAACUUACAUUAAAGCAGUACAACCUAUAAAAAAAAAUCAAGUUUUCAAGUAAAACAGGUCAGCAUAUUCAAAAAACAAUAAAUAAAAAUUACUCUUUUAGAAGAAAACAGAGCUUUUAACACCACCUUUUCUCUAUCAAUAUUCUUUACUUUUCUUAAUGAGAGAAAUGGGCAUGGCAUUGCCCUGCCAGUAAUUUAAAUCUUGGUUGGAAUGGAGUCAGUGCCAUUCUCAUGCAGACAUGUAGGUGUUCAUUUGUGAGUCUAGAACGGUGCUUGUUUUUUAUCAAGUUCAUAGUGGAAAAAGCUGACUCACAGUUGUAAGUUGAUCCAAACAUAGUCAGUGUGUGCAGUGCUACUUUGGUUAGACCAGGGAGCACACUCUCAGACACAAGCUGUAGCCAGAAGGUAGCAGGGUCAGUUGCCUCAAAAUGCUCUCAAUUCUGCAUUUGCUUGCAGAUCAAUGAGCUCAAGCUGUAGAGAUCCUGCAUGUGCCCACUUAUGUCUGUGUUGCCUCCUUUGAAAAGCCUUUGAUUUCUCUAAUGAGAAAAGGAUUCUGGAUCAGCAGGAGGAGCUGCUGCCCAAGGCAGAAGCUGUCAAACCUUUGACUGAAGUUUCCGAUCAGUUUGUUUAUGAAGUCAACAUAGGGAGAAACAUCUCUCUCACCCCGAAUCUGUUCCUGCAGUUUUGGGAAGUGUUGACACUCUCCUUCAAGAUCUUCUUUGAAAAUGUCCAGCUUCCUCUGGAAGGAUCGAACAGCUGUCAUCAAAUCAGCAACUGAACUGUUCCUGCCCUGCAGCUUUAAAUUAAGCUCAUUAAGAUGUGAUGUAAUGUCAACUAAAAAAGCAACCAUAUCCAUCUUGUGCUCUUCUUGCAGAAAAAGUGAAAACUGCGUUGCUCUCUGACUCUUUAACUGCUUUAAGAACGCAGCAAUUUCUUUUCGGAUAGACCAGAAGCGUCCCAGUGCAUUGCCUUUACUAAGCCACCUCACAUUGUUGUGCAAUAGCAGAUCAUCAGCGUUUGCCUCAACAUCUUCCAGGAAUUCUCUCAGGAAGCGAUGCUGAAGAGAUGAGGAUGCCCUAAGGAAGUUGAUGAGCUUCAUCACUGUGUUCAUUACUUCAGCAAAAUGUUCUGAUAGAGUGGCACACAGAACAGUCUGAUGGAUGAGACAGUGGUAAGCAAUAAGAUCUGGGUUGUUCUCUUUCAUCCGUGUCACAGCCCCUUGCUCUUUUCCCACCAUGGCAGGGGCAUCAUCUGUGGUAACAGAGACAACCUGCUUCAGAUCUAUGUGCCUUAUUCUCAGCAUCUCUUUUAUUGCUACAUAUAUGUCCUCUCCUCUUGUAUGUGUUUCCAGUGGUGUUACACCCAGCAGAUCCUCACAGAGCUCCUUCCUAUCUUUGUGAUAAAAUCUCACAUACACUAAAAGCUGGGCAUUAUCAGUAACAUCUGUAGACUCAUCGAUGGCCAGAGAUAUGCAUUGUGCACUCUGAAUAGCUGCAUCAAGCUGUGCCAGUACAUCACCUGCUAAUAUUUCUGAUUUUCUGGUUGCUGUUGAAGCUGAUAUAGGGAUUUGUUUGAUUUUUUUUUUUCACAUAUAUCGUCUUUUUGUUUUCCAUCGAAUAAUGUCUCAGCAACAGCAUUUAAGCACUCCUUCACGACUGUCCCAUUAUUAAAUGUUUUUUUUUAUGUUGCCCCAAAAUCCACAAUACCUUGAGUUAACAUUCGUUUGCACGUUGCUGGGCUGUAAAAGUAUUUGUGAUGAGUCGGGUACUGGGCUUGCAGUUCGCUUAAUUUGCGUGCUCUCUGCUCGGACUUCAGCGGAUAACUUUGCUCAAAAGAGCUGUGCUUUGUUUCGUAGUGGCGUUUCACGUUGCCACUUUUAAUUAAAGCAACCGUUUCUGAGCAUAUAAGACAAACAGGUUUUGACCUGCCUGCAGGAAGAAUGAACAUAAACUUAUCUGUCCAUUCAUCUUUAAAACAGCUGUUUUCAGCAUCAACUUUUCCUAUUUUGGAACAAGCCAUAACCUCCUCGGCUCUGCCCGGGUGAGCUCGCGGCACUGGCUGCACAGGGCAAACAAAAGAUUUGAUUGGCUCAACUGAGUGAUGCUAUUACCGUAAUAACUGUAGAAGAGGUAACCUCUUGCCCACAUUUCUGCUUGACUCUGCGCCUGUGUUUCGCCGGAAAAAAUGCUCCAUGAAAAUGAUCUAAUUUUGUGAGUUCAUCAUAUUGGGCAUGGGUCCGGACAGAACCAUCGCUCGGUCCGGAUUCGGACCGAGGUCCGCCAUUUGGGGAUGCCUGAUCUAGAGAGUGGCUCUCUGAGAUUAGAGUGUAUACUGCCAGGAACUAAAUGAGGAGCUCAAAAUCCAAAACAGAAAAGCCGGAACAAAUGAAGUAUAACCAAAAUAGCCCAAAUGUGCAAUUUAUGAAGAACAAACAUGGUGAGGAAAUUUUGCAGCAAUUAAAUGUGUGGGUAAAUGAACAUGGGUUUCCAGAAGAAGGGUCCUUUAGUAUAAGACAAUUAAAUGCACUAAAACAAUCACUAGAAAAAAGGGAAAGUGAAGCCAGAGAAAAAAUCAAUCAAUUGAAGAGGAAAGAAAACAAAGAAGUUUGUUGCUUUUCAUGCAGACUGGAAAGCAUUUUUUUUGUGGCUGGAUGAAGCAAAACUCAGGGAGAGAAAGUGUGGACAGGCAGGGUCAAGAAAUGUUACUAAUCAAGUGUCUCAGUGUGUCAAAAGCAGGGUAGACCCAGACCUGGAUCAACCUCCUCCCCAAGCACAGAGGCCAGAGCAACACAACAGACCAACACAACCAACAUCAUCUUAUCCAGUAUCAGACCGGGGAGAAUCCUCCGCAGCUUCACCUCCGCCUUACUCUGACCCUGGAAAACCAGCAUCACUGCUAACCAACCUCCCCCAGCCUGCACGAGAGAUUGCUGGAGCAACUGCACCACCUCUGUCCCCUCAUGUCACCAGAUCGGGAACAAAAUUUAAUCCAGGAAUGAGUGAACAGGCUAUCAGUUUGGAUGACAGCAUUACGACCAUGCCAAUGGUUGAAGUUAUGGGUACAGAUGGAAAAUACAUUCAAAACACAGCGGUUUGGACACCCCGGCAGCAGGAUGGAGAGACGCACUCCAAAUCACAAACUGGGAAGUGCAUCUCAGAGAUCGCUUUGUGAAAGGACUAAGACCUGAAGUGCAAACGUAUGUACACAAACACUGUGUGCAGUGGGACUUGGCAAGACUGUCUGAGGUUGAGAGAUCUGCCAUUCAUGGAGAAAAAAUGGCAAGGGAAGAAAUGGAGCGAGAUAACAAGAGGAAAGUCAAAACUGAAGAAAAACUCCAGUUGGCACAGCUCACAAUGUACAAGUCACAAACACGGAGGCUGUGGGAGAGGCAGAGGACGGCAGAGAGGAGCUGGAGGGAAAGAAGUGGAGGGGAGAAAUAGAAAGAGUUGUUUUCAGUGUGGAGCUGCAGGACAUUGGGUUAGAGAUUGCCCUGAAAAGCAGGAAACUGAGGCUGACUGACUCGGGGCGGAGGCUGAGAAAGAGAAGGGUACCCAGACAUCGCAUCAAAAGGUAAAGGAUGAAAACAAGAUACAUACACACACAUGCAAUAAAAACGACACACACAAACAUACACGCAAAGAAGACCAGCUUACACUCAUAAAUAUGGCCAUACAUCACAUCACUGCUAAAGCUGAAAGGCCUAACAGACACACCUUUUACCAAAUGCUGAGCUCAUCCACUGCUUACAAACGCUUGCCUCAACUAACUCUCCAGGUUGCAGGACAACAGGUUGUGUUUCUGAAUCAGUGAUCAGACAAGCAGAUUUAAACCCAAAACCAAAACUUAGUGGUAGAUAUAUUAAAACUGUAGGAGCAGGAAGUGUUCCAAUAAUUGAGCAAUACACAAGAGAUUUACAAUGUGAAGAUACUGAAAGUGGGCUCUUUAAACAAACGUUCCUGCUGUCACCGUGUUGUCCUGCUAACUUGUUGGGUCGAGAUUUGAUGUGUAAACUUGGGAUUGUCAUUGUGUCAGGGAAAGACGGUUUGAUCAUCACACGGGUGAACAGAAUGAUGCAGAUGGUUAAAUAUGAUUCAGAUCUGCUGCUGUAUGCAUACGAGUGGAGACUCCAGCAGACUGCUGUGUUUCCUGUUUGUGAUGAACUGGUAAAGCUUGCACAACAACACACACACACACACACACAUCUGAUUACAGGGCAGCAGACUGGUUACAUGUAACAGCACAUGUGUGUGAGGGAGCUGAUGAGCAGGUUGAGAGAGUGGACAAAAGAUAGAUGUGCAGCUAAAAUUAUUCUCACAGAUGAACAAAACAGUUUUUACAGAAUCAUGACAGCAUUCCACAUGUUUCUCUUUCAAAAGCUGAGCAAGAUGAUUGGCAAGAUUUGGGGCCAUGGCUAAAACGAGUGCAACAGUGUAAACAAUGGGAAGAAACUGACAUUUCAGGAGUAAAACACUGCAAUGGGGUGUUUAAGAAGCACCUGACAGCAGUAGUUUGUGUUAUGAGGACUGUGCAGUUGCUAACAAAAACUUGUCUUUAUGUCCAGCAGGUGGAACCAUGCCAGCUGACCCCAGGUUUUCUCCCUCCGGAGGCUCCACAUUGUUGCAAUAUGUUGAUGAUUUGCUGAUCUGUUCCCCUUCUAAGCAGGCCUGCGAGACAGACACAAGAGAGUUGUUAAAAUACCUCACUGAAAACGGUCACAAGGUGAGCCUCUCCAAAUUACAGUGGGCUUGGGAGAAGGUCACCUAUCUGGGACACGUGAUCUCGUCAGACGGUAAGUCCCUCUCUCCAAAAAGGAUUACAGUGAUUCAAUCCAUUCCAAAACCGCAAACAAAGAAACAAAUGAUGAGUUUUCUUGGCAUGACGUCAUAUUGCCGUCAGUGGAUCCUCAACUAUGCUGCGCGAGAGGCUCCACUGUCAGCAAUGAUACAUGGGAGGGGACUGACUGCACAUGACAGACUAGACUGGACUGAAGAUGCUGACAAAGCUUUCACUGACUUAAAACUGACACUCCAGACUGCUCCGACUUUAGGAUUACCAAAUCCUGAUAAACCAUUCACCCAGACAGUGGAUGAAAAGGGUGGAUACAUGACAUCUGUUUUAUUGCAGGAACAUGGAGGGCGACAAAGACCAGUGGCAUAUUUCUCAUUCAAACUGGACUCAGCAGCAGGCCUCCCCCUUUGUCUGCGAGCAGUAGCAGCAGCUGAAAAGGCACUUCUAGCUUCAUGUGACCUUGUGGGCCACUCUGACUUAACCCUUUUGAUACCACAUUCUGUAUCACGAUCCUCCUAGAGCCAAAAACUACACAUUUAUCAGCUGCUCGUUGGUUAAGGUACCACACAGUAUUAGUGGAGAUGCCAAAUGUAACAGUUAAAAUAUGCACUGUGCUAAACCCAGCUUCACUUCUCCCCACAGAAGCAGAUGGUGAACCUCAUGAUUGUAUAGCAGCUAUUUCUGAAAUCUGUUCUCCCAGGCCUGACCUACAGGAUGCACCGCUGACUAACUCUGAUCUGGUGGUCUUUGUGGAUGGUUCGGCAUCACGCAACCCAGACACCGGUAAAAAUCAAGUAGGCUAUGCAGUGGUCACAGAACAUGACAUUCUAGCCUCUGGUUCAUUACCAUCUCACCUUUCAGCUCAAGCAGCAGAACUUGUAGCAUUGACAAAAGCAUGUGAAAUUGCUAAGGACCAAACAGUCACUGUUUACACUGAUUCCAGAUAUGCCUAUGGGGUAGUGCAUGAUUUUGGCACAUUGUGGAAACAACGGCAGUUCCUGACUGCUGCAGGGAAACCCAUUGCACAUCACAAACUAGUGGCUGCAUUGCUAGAUGCCUUAUUACUCCCAAAAACCAUAGUUGUGUGUAAAUGUGAUGCUCACACUAACUCAAAAGACUCUGUUUCUCUAGGCAACUCCAGAGCCGAUGCAGCAGCAAAGACAGCAGCUAAACAGGAGGUGAAACCAGAGCACAGCAUUAACAUCAAAACCACACUAACUCCAUCUCCUAACACAGAUUUACAGGCUAUCCAGAGCAUGGCUACCCCAGAGGAGAAACGGGUAUGGAAAACAGCAGGGGCUCACAUAAAAGAGGAGGUUUGGUAUGGUCCUGAAAACAAACCAUGUCUCCCCAAACAUUUUUUCCCACAUUAUGCUAAGUUGACACAUGGGAGGGACCAUGUGUCAAAAGGGGGUAUGGUACAACAAAUGCAGCAACACUGGUUCACAAAGGGAUUCCAAAUUUACUCCUAAAAAUUUUGUAAGUCUUGUGUGAUCUGUGCAACUAAUAAUGUAGGCAGAGGCAUUCAAACUUCACCGGCAGCACAUCCACCUCCAGAUAGGCCUUUUGAACAUCUACAAAUGGACUUCAUAGAGCUCACACCAUGUGAAGGUAAAAAGUACAUGUUCUCAGAAUGGGUAGAAGUUUUUCCCUCUAGCAAAAAGAUGCAGGUGCAGUGGCCAAAGCCUUACUGCAAGAAAUCAUCCCAAGGUGGGGAAUACCAGGUAAGCUCAGCAGUGAGAAUGGACCAGCUUUUGUUAGCACAGCUGACUACAGGUGAGCGACUACCUUGGAAUUUCACUGCUAUGUCACUGACAAAUUACUCAUGCACAUUCUGUAUGGCGGCUAGGCCGCUACUUUUGGUAAUACUGGUCCCUGACACCUCAGAAACCUGUGCAUCAGAUCCUCAUUAUCCUAGUCACAAUUGUAGUUGUAAGUUCCUUUGCGAUAUCUACUACACAAAUUCUGACACAUCAUCUAAGAUUCCAGAAUUUUGUGGUCAUUUCUUUCCGUCAAGCGAUUUUACUAGGCCUCCAACACACUUUGAGCCACCUCAGGAUGUCCUUAUUCCUUCAGAGCUAAAUGUAACUGACUGUUUCAUCUCUACCUACGGCACCACCGAUGUGGGUACAGUAAAAGCAAAUUGUAAAUACCUUUGGGAUGUUCGCAAACAUUACAAUAGUGUCAUAGAUUAUGCGCUAUUACAUCAGACUGACUACCUUACUACAGCAAAAAUCACAAGAGACUGUUGACUAUGAGCAAAAUGAUGUGUAAAUUUUAAAUUCUCUUCACAGGUAUGAUGAUUAUAGUGCCGAUGUUUCAUUCAACAGCUAAGGCUAUUUCACCUUCCAAUUUAUGAUGUGUUUACUUAAACCCCAGCACAAAGACCGAGUGUGUGAAGACGGGAAAAACAACUUGACUGUAGGCUGUGUCCAAGGCCAUAGCGCACUUGUUAUCAUGCAGGUGCUACAUGGUGGUGGGAACCUGAACUCCCCAUGGCUAGUGGAACAAGAUUGUAUCAACACAGUAGUAUAAAGGAAUGGGUGUUAUUCUGUGCUUUGUUCAAUGCUGGUGCGAAGGCUGUUCGUGCUGUAUUGACCCCUUUGCAAAGGUUAUAUUCUUACUUUCAAUAAAUCAUCAGAAAAUAAGUUUGGUUUCAGAGCUCAACUUAUUUUUUCCACCACACAUGACAGAAAUGAAUAUAUUGAUUUAUGAAAGAAAUAAAGUGUAGAGCAAAAUAAGUAAAGAAUCUUUUAUGUAACAACAUGAGACUUGCUUAAAGUGUCCCCAUGGUGACCUGCUGUGUCAUAGCACUUCUACAAUUCUACUUCAAAGAUCAAAAUUGUUUCAGUUGUGUGAGAGAAACCAGCGAGUUCGGAGUAUUUUGGCGUCCAGCUUUCAUUUCACAAACUUUUGACAGUGUUUUUGAGUGUUUUUGUUCCCUGUUGAGCUUUUCAACAGCGACAUUAGAUGGAGCGAAGUAGAGGAAUCUACAAACCCAUCAGGGUGUUGUUUGACACGCCCAUAUAUGAGACAGCUGUGAACACCUGCUGGAACCUCAAAGGCUACAAGACUCAGAUUGUCAUCAUGACAGAGUUCCUCAGACUUCAGCAGGAAAAUCAGGUUCCAGCUCACAUCACUGUGGAGGAUAUGAGCAACCUGUUGGUGCAGGAGAGCAACAAGACACUCAGAGAGCAGCUCUGGAAGUUUAAACUGGAGGAUCUGGAGGAAACCGAGGCCAAACCUCUUCUCAAACUGGUGUGGGCAGUAAAUAUCAAUAAUAAAAUGAGGGACGUUGAGUUCCAGGCAUGGAUGCUCCUCAGAUUUCCAGAGGCCAAACCUCCUGAAUUUCAAGCACCUAAACUCCUCAGCAUGGUCAAAGACUACGUUGAGCUCCUCAAAGAGAAGCAGCAGAACACAGAGAUCUCCAGACUGCACACCACAGAGGAAGUGGUGAUAGAGGUAGUUCCUCGAGUCCUGCAGGGCUUCUGGCAGCUACCUCCACAACCGCUCUUAAACAUGGCGUCCCAGAGUCUGAGCGUACUGUGCACUAGUGUCACAAAGGCCACUCUGGAUAAGGUCUGCAAGACUCUGACAGCACCAGAAGGCCACGCCAACUUCUCCCGCUCUAUCAGAGAUACCAUGGUCCACACAAUCCUGAAGGAAAUAAGAGAGCAACACCCACCUGACAUUCUGCUCAAUAGCAUUUCGAAUUUUGCACCAGCGCUGCUCACUUCAAUUGCUGGUGUAUCAAAGAAACACAUUUGUGAGCUUUUUCAGCCCCAGAUCCCCAGCAAGCUAGAUGGUCACACAGCUGCUUCUCAAAGCCCAUCGAGAAUUCAAGAGGGCGUAAAUAUUACUGUACCUGUGGUAUCCCCUGCUAAAGCUCCAUGUUUGUUAGAGGUGAAGCCCAGUGAGGAACCUCCUGCUAAAGCUCUAUGCUUGUUAGAGGUGAAGCCCAGUGAGGAACCUCCUGCUAAAGCUCUAUGCUUGUUAGAGGUGAAGCCCAGUGAGGAACCUCCUGCUAAAGCUCUAUGCUUGUUAGAGGUGAAGCCCAGUGAGGAACCUCCUGCUAAAGCUCCAUCCUUGUUAGAGGUGAAGCCCAGUGAGGAACCUCCUGCUACAGCUCCAUGUUUGUUAGAGGUGAAGCCCAGUGAGGAACCUCCUACUGCUCACCUGUCGGUGUCUGAAGAAUUUGUGCCAGUCACAGUGAACUGUGAAGAAAUUAAAGCCAAGAAGAAAAAGAAGGAAAAAAUGGGGUUUUUCCAGAAACUCUGUAGGACUCUUUGCUGUUGUGUCAGUCCCAGCACAACUGACUGUCUUUAUUAUUCCUUUCACCCACUUUUUUCUAUCUGUCAAAUCACAAGUUUUCAAUAAAUAUUACCAUAUCUUCA